Messenger RNA from Macrosiphum euphorbiae (potato aphid), 441 nucleotides. NCBI's taxonomy places the organism in Eukaryota, Metazoa, Arthropoda, Insecta, Hemiptera, Aphididae. The record is from the annotation of a GenBank genome assembly.
AUGAAAAAGUCAGAUAUUAUUAAGAAUACAUCAAGUUUAUUGGACCAUUUUCCUGAUGACUUGGAUAUAGAAACCUUUGUUGAUGAAAUGCUACAAUUCCAAGAAUUAAAAAUGUCAUUGUUUAGCCAUGAUAAGACUAUAGAUGAUCCUCAAUACCAACUUAGAUACCUAAAAUCAAUGAACAUAAAGCAUACGUUUCCCAAUAUUGAAACUGUGUUACAAAUCUAUUUGACGAUUCCUUGUAAAAAUUGUAGCAGCGAACGAUCAUUCUCGGCGUUAAAACGUGUAAAAACUCGAUUGAGAUCAUGUUUAUCUCAAGAUAGGCUUGAUAAUCUGACUCUGUUAACAGUAGAACACGAAAUAACAAAACAAUUAUCAUAUGAAGACAUCAUUGAAAAGUUUUCGAAGAUCCUUAAAAAAAAUCAAUGUAAUCUAAUGUGA